UGGGCAGGUAGGGAGGCGAGGUGAGGAAGGGGCAGGGAGGAGCUGGAGAGGGGGCGAUCCUGCUGGCCUGUGGACCACCAUACCAGAAGGCUUCGGGUGGGAGGCUCCAGGUGACUCCAGAGAGCUCGCAGUGAUAGACCAUCGAGAGAACAACAGCUCUCUCCUCACCCGUCCCGACAAUGUAUACUGUGAACCGGAAGAGACUGCAGAAGCUAACGGACUCCAUGAGCAAAACCUCCAAGCAUUUUAACAGAUAUGAAAUAGAGUGCCUCAUAAAACUUUUUCAUACCUUGCUGGGAGAAACACUUGAGAAACAAGGUAUCACGGGACUAGAUCGUAAUGCAUUUCGAAACAUACUGCAUACUACAUUUGGAAUGACUGAUGACAUGAUUAUGGACAGGGUAUUUCGUGCUUUUGACAAAGACAAUGACGGAUUUGUGAAUGUAACAGAAUGGGUUUCAGGAUUAUGUGUGUUCCUUCGAGGGAGUUUGGAAGAAAAAAUGAAAUAUUGUUUUGAAGUUUACGAUUUGAAUGGUGAUGGUUUCAUUUCACGAGAGGAAAUGUUUCACAUGCUGAUAAGAAACAGCCUUCCUCAAGCAUACCCAAGUGGCAAGAAGAGCGCCUCCAUCAGUUGGGAUCAUGACCAUGAUGGGAAGCUAUCCUUUGCAGACUAUGAAACAUCUGUUAGAGAAGAAGCUCUUUUGAUGGAAGCAUUUGGUCCAUGUUUACCAGAUUUUAAGCUUCUGAAGAACCUUUUCAGUCCUAGAAAGAAAGUACUCAAAGGAACUGUGAGCCACCAAAGUGGAACUAGGUGCACAUAUAUAAUAAGCAGCAGGAGGAAAGAUAAUGCAAACAGUUUUGCUCAGAUGCAAAUACUGGCAAGGUGGAUAGAGUGCUGGACUUGGAAUAAGGAAGACCUGUGUUCAAAUCCUGCUACUUAAUAGCUGUGUGGCCUGGGGCAAGGCAUUUAACUUCUGAUUGGUUACUCCCUAGGACUUAUCUACCAGAUCAUAGAUAGGUUGCUUCCUGGAGAGAAUUCCCAUACUGGGAGUUCCCCAGCUGAUGAAAUCACAGAUCAUUUGCCUACUGGUACAUUCUUCGUCUAUAUUAUGCAUCAUCAUCAUCAUAAAAAAUCAAUUGUGUAUGAAUAAUGAAAUUAUAAAACUAACAGUUGUAAAAGA
Dromiciops gliroides (monito del monte) is the source of this 1181-nucleotide messenger RNA. It is a transcript of the gene CLXN, whose product is annotated as EF-hand calcium binding domain 1. The transcript has 8 exons. NCBI's taxonomy places the organism in Eukaryota, Metazoa, Chordata, Mammalia, Microbiotheria, Microbiotheriidae. The record is from RefSeq and is a predicted model, not a curated record. The coding region runs from base 180 to 941 and encodes 253 amino acids. Gene Ontology annotation, molecular function: calcium ion binding.